UUAAAUGGUGGCAGACAUGUACAAGGAAUACUUCGGGGCUUUGAUCCCUUUAUGAAUCUUGUGAUUGAUGAGUGUGUGGAGAUGGCAACUAGUGGGCAGCAGAAUAACAUAGGAAUGGUGGUCAUACGAGGAAACAGCAUCAUCAUGUUAGAAGCCUUGGAAAGAGUCUAAAGGAUGUCUGGUGAAUAGAAGCAUCUGCAUCCCUCCUUAAAGGACCUGUUUGAUUGUGAUGUAGAAUUGGGUCAUGUACAUUUUCAUACGAAA
Meriones unguiculatus (Mongolian gerbil) is the source of this 264-nucleotide messenger RNA. Its product is annotated as small nuclear ribonucleoprotein G-like. The record is from RefSeq and is a predicted model, not a curated record. The transcript has a single exon. NCBI's taxonomy places the organism in Eukaryota, Metazoa, Chordata, Mammalia, Rodentia, Muridae. The annotation marks the transcript as partial. Gene Ontology annotation, biological process: spliceosomal snRNP assembly; mRNA splicing, via spliceosome. Gene Ontology annotation, cellular component: U2 snRNP; U2-type prespliceosome; SMN-Sm protein complex. Gene Ontology annotation, molecular function: RNA binding.